Sipha flava (yellow sugarcane aphid) is the source of this 2772-nucleotide messenger RNA. Its product is annotated as mutS protein homolog 5-like. Gene Ontology annotation, molecular function: mismatched DNA binding; ATP binding; ATP-dependent DNA damage sensor activity. Gene Ontology annotation, biological process: mismatch repair; chiasma assembly. Lineage: Eukaryota; Metazoa; Arthropoda; Insecta; Hemiptera; Aphididae. The coding region runs from base 89 to 2629 and encodes 846 amino acids. The transcript is spliced from 18 exons. The record is from RefSeq and is a predicted model, not a curated record. Gene Ontology annotation, cellular component: nucleus.
UUUUAUGCUACUCAGUUAUCGAAUUUCGGGAAACUUACAAACCAAAAACAUAGACAUAUGUACAAAAAUAAUCUAAGAAUCUAACCAGAUGGCUUCAAGUAAUAGUACAUAUUCAAACUCCAUGCAGUUUUCGUCGGUUGAUUAUUCUUAUUAUCACGACUCUGCAAAUAACAUUAAUAAAUCUAAUGAUAUUGUAAUUAACUCUGAUGUCACGGAUACAAUUCUUUCUGUCUACUGGAAAAAUGGCAUCUUGGGAGCCGCAUCAUUUAAUAGUAAUCUGUCUGAAAUACAAAUAUUGCACGAUGUUUUAGAAAGUAAUUUAGACUUUAAAAUUUUGAACUCUCUAUUUAUGCAAGUCAGACCAGCAAAUGUUGUAGUAUGUAAUUUACAAGACGGAACAUUUUUAAAAAUAAUUAAACAAUUAGCUCAUACAGGCAAAAUAAAUACAUAUUCUAGUCCAACUAACAACGAUGAUCAUAAAUCAGAUGAAAAAAUACAUAUAUUGGCGAAACAAUGUUUCAAAUUUAAGACUUGUGAGCAAUUAGUCUUAUCCAUGCCAUUGGCUUCUGCACCUAAAAACGAAGACUCGCGAAAACGUUAUAUACGUAGUUUAGUUGAUUUCACUCGAGAAUUAGGUGUAUGUGCAUUAGGUGCAUUAUUAUAUUUCCUAGAUACACCGGUGGCAAAAUUAAAUUUGCCAAAUAACUUCUCCAUAAUGUCAUUAAAAAUUCUUAACAUGGAUGAUUUGGUUUGGAUUGGUAUUAGUACAUACGAAUCAUUGCAAAUAUUUUCGGCUCGUGAACACCCAUCUGCAUACAAAUGGACUAAAAAUUCAACUAAAGAAGGUCCAAGCAUUUAUAGUUUAUUAAACAGAUGUAAUUCAAUUAUAGGUUCUAAAUAUUUAAAGAAUAUUUUAGCACAACCAACCAAAAAUCUUAGCGUGCUAAAAUAUAGACAUGAAGUAAUAGAAUUUUGCAUAAAACCGUGCAACAAAAAUGUAAUCCACUCAUUGAUAAAUUGUAUCAAACGCUGUCGUUGUGUGUUAUCUGCUAUGGUGAAAAUUAAUGGAGGUAAUGCUUCAAUAUAUCAGUGGAAAUUAUUAUAUCAAACAGUUAUAAAUGCUGUAACAAUUGGAGAAAUAUGUGAAAGAUAUUCUGAAGAAAUUAUAUUUUUUAGAAAGAUUAAAAAUAUAUUGAAAGAUAGUUUAUACACCAUGAUUAACUCUAUGUCAUGUAUAAUUGAUUUUGAACAAUCAACUAUAAAAGAUCAAUUUAUUGUUAAACUUGGAUUCGUACCAGAACUCGAUGAAAAAAAAUCAAAAAUCAAUAAUAUUACCGAAGUAUUAGAUGAAAUAACGUUACAAGAACUACAAGAUUUGCCUUCAUACAUUGGUAAGUGUUCCAUUCGCAAAAUGCCAGAAAUUGGAUUUUUAUUGUGUCUUCCAUUUUGGAAGCCUUCUGAUGAAAUGACUGAAAAUGAUUUUGAAAUCCAUAAUUUGGAAUUUAAGUUUCGAUUGACAAAUAAUGUAUAUUACAAAACGUCACGAUGUUAUGAACUAGAUAAGAUUUAUGGACAAAUUGAAUCUAAUAUUAUUCAAGAAGAAAUUCAAAUUAUGAUAAAAUUAAGUGAACUUAUUACACAACAUUGGAUAGGAGAUUUAUAUGUAAUUUUAAAAUUAAUUGCUGAACUAGAUUGUUUAAUAGGUUUUGCAGAUGUUGCUCAAGAUUUAAAAUUAAUAAAACCUAUAAUACUCCCAAAAGAAUGUUGUAAAAUAAAUAUAGUCAAUGGUCGACACAUUUUGCAAGAAAAAUAUGUGGAUAAUUUUAUACCUAACAGUUAUAAUUCUUCAAAAUUUAAUCAACCUGUUAAAAUUAUAACAGGGUUUAAUUCAAGUGGAAAGAGUAUUUACUUAAAACAGGUAGCACUAAUAUCAUAUUUAUGUCAUAUUGGAUGUUAUGUACCUGCAGAAUACAUGGAAAUUAGUGUAUUAGAUCAUAUUCACACAAGAAUCCAAUCAACUGAAUCUGUAAGCACUUUAAUGUCAGCUUUUAUGAUUGAUUUAAAACAAAUGUCGGAGGCAUUAAAUGAAUCAACAUGUGAAUCUCUUGUAAUAUUAGAUGAAUUUGGAAAAGGUACUUCUGAAAUUAAUGGAUUAGCUUUACUACUCGCAAGUAUAAGUCAUUUUUUACAAAGACCAUUGAAUUUGUUACCGCAUGUCUUAAUUUCAACACAUUUUCAUUCAUUGCCAAAUUUUCUUUGCCAAAUAGUAAACAAAGAUAUAUUAUAUCAUAAUAUAAAAUAUUUAAUCAUGAGUCACAAGAUAGAAAAUUCCAAAAUAAUAUGCUUAUUUAAAGUAGUUGAUAAAAUUGAGGAUCAAAAUAUUAGUAUGGCACACAGUAUUGCAGCCUUAAACGGAUUGCCAAUGUGUAUUGUUCAAAGAGCUACUCAGGUUCUUCAGUUACUUCAAAAUGAAGAAUGUGUUAAUCCAAUGAUUGAUAAUUUGAGAUAUAAGUUAUUUAUUAGAAGAAAACAGUUUAUUGAAAAAGUGCUUGACCUUAUGCAAGACAAAAUCACAAAUAGUACAUAUAAAAGUCUGUUGAGUGAUUUGGAAAACAUAAGAUAUCCAUGAAAUAUUUCAUGUAAAGUUAAUUACUUUUGUUAUAUUUACCUUAUUCAAACUUUAACAACAUAAAUAAUAUUAUAAAAUGUAUAAACAAUUGGAAUAAUAACAUAUGCAAUUAAAUUCAAACUUAACUCUAUUUCAUAAUAAUA